UGCACGUUUCCAAAGAGUGGUUCAGUUGUGAAACAGCAAGCGUUGCGUCCGAUCCGCGACACCCAGCCGGAAUAUAACCCGACAGCGCCCAUCUGACCUCUCUCUGCAGUCACGGAGGAGGCGGCUGUCAAGUGUCUUGCACGGUGUCCAAGAUGAGGAUCGCGGUAAUUGGUCAGAGCCUGUUUGGACAGGAAGUUUACAAGGAACUAAGGAAGGAAGGCCACACUGUCGUUGGUGUGUUCACAAUACCAGACAAGGAUGGAAAAGCUGACCCAUUAGGCCUGGAGGCCGAGAAGGACGGCGUGGCGGUGUUCAAGUUCCCGCGCUGGCGCCUGAAGGGCCAGGCCAUCCCCGAGGUAUUGAACCAGUACAAGGCGGUGGGCGCCGAGCUGAACGUGCUGCCCUUCUGCUCCCAGUUCAUUCCCAUGGAGGUGAUCGACCAUCCCGCGCACGGUUCCAUCAUCUACCACCCCUCCCUGCUGCCACGACACAGAGGAGCCUCCGCCAUCAACUGGACCCUCAUCCAUGGCGACAAGAAAGGCGGGUUCACUGUGUUCUGGGCAGAUGAUGGACUGGACACUGGACCAAUCCUGUUGCAGAGAGAGUGCGAUGUGCAGCCUGACGACACGGUCAACACCAUCUACAAGCGCUUUCUGUUCCCCGAGGGUGUCAAAGGAACGGUGGACGCAGUGAGAAUGAUCGCAGCGGGUACCGCUCCCAAAAUCAAACAGCCGGAGGAGGGGGCCACCUACGAGUGCAUUCAGAAGAAGGACAACUCAAAGAUUGACUGGAACCAGCCUGCUGAAGCCAUCCAUAACUGGAUCAGAGGCAACGAUAAAGUCCCAGGAGCCUGGGCAGAGGUUGAUGGACAGAAAGUCACUUUUUAUGGAUCAACUCUGGUGGACAAUGGUACCGUAGCUAACGGAAAGCCCCUUGAGAUACCUGGGGCCAGCAAACCUGGCAUGGUCACCAAGGCUGGACUCGUCCUGUUUGGCAACGAUGGCAAGACGCUGCUUGUGAAGAAUCUCCAGUUUGAGGAUGGAAAGAUGAUCAACGCGGCUCAGUACUUCAGUGCGGGCUCCAGUGCUGCCGUGGAGCUGAAUGAGGAGGAGAAGGCCUUCGCUGAGCAGAUGAGGGCGGUGUGGAAGAGCAUCCUCUCUAAUGUGGACCAGAUUGAUGACUCCACCGACUUCUUCAAGUCUGGAGCUGCCUCCAUGGAUGUGGUGAGGCUCGUGGAGGAGGUGAAGCUGAGGGCCAGUGACCUCCAGCUCCAGAACGAGGACGUUUACAUGGCAACUACCUUCCAGGAGUUCAUCCAGAUGUGCGUGAGGAAACUGCGAGGAGAGGAUGGCGAGGAGGAGCUGGUCGUGGACUAUGUGGAGAAGACUGUGAACAACAUGACUAUCAAGAUACCCCAUCAGCUCUUCAUCAAUGGGGAGUUUGUGGAUGCAGAGGGUGGGAAGACCUACAAGAGCAUCAACCCCACAGAUGGACAGGCCAUCUGUGACGUGUCCCUGGCCCAGAUAUCAGAUGUGGAGAGGGCUGUGGCGGCAGCCAAGGAGGCCUUCGAGGAGGGGGAGUGGGGCAAGAUGAACCCCAGAGACAGAGGCAAGCUCAUGUACAAGCUAGCUGACCUGAUGGAGCAGCAUCAGGAGGAGCUGGCCACCAUUGAGUCCAUCGACUCUGGGGCCGUCUACACCCUGGCCCUCAAAACCCACGUGGGCAUGUCUAUUCAGACCUUCAGAUACUUCGCUGGCUGGUGCGACAAGAUCCAGGGUUCCACCAUCCCCAUCAACCAAGCUCGGCCCAACCGUAACCUCACUUUCACCAAGAAAGAGCCCAUCGGUGUGUGUGCCAUCGUAAUCCCCUGGAACUACCCCCUGAUGAUGCUGGCCUGGAAAACGGCAGCCUGCCUCGCGGCUGGCAACACUGUUGUUCUCAAACCUGCACAGGUCACUCCAUUAACAGCCCUCAAGUUUGCAGAACUGACAGCUAGAGUCGGCUUCCCCAAGGGGGUUGUUAACAUCCUCCCAGGAUCAGGUGCUCUGGUGGGUCAGCGAAUGUCCGACCAUCCUGACGUUCGUAAGUUAGGAUUCACUGGAUCCACAGAGAUCGGCAAACAUAUCAUGAAGAGCUGUGCAGUCAGUAAUGUGAAGAAGGUGUCCCUGGAGCUGGGGGGGAAGUCUCCUCUCAUCAUCUUCAGUGACUGUGAUCUGGACAAAGCUGUGCGCAUGGGCAUGAGCUCAGUGUUCUUCAACAAAGGAGAGAACUGCAUCGCGGCCGGCCGCCUCUUUGUGGAGCAGUCCCUCCACGACACAUUUGUGCAGAGAGUGCUGGAGGAGGUGAAGAAGAUAAAGAUCGGAGACCCUCUGGACCGCUCGACUGACCACGGCCCCCAGAACCACAAAGCGCACCUGGACAAGCUGGUGGAGUACGCCCAGGCUGGCGUGAAGGAUGGGGCCCGGCUGGUGUGCGGGGGCAAGCAGUGUGCCCGGCCAGGCUUCUUCUUUGAGCCCACAGUGUUCACUGAUGUGGAGGACCACAUGUUCAUCGCCAAGGAGGAGUCCUUCGGGCCCAUCAUGAUCAUCUCCAAGUUUAAGGAUGGUGAUGUGGAUGGCGUGCUGCAGAGGGCGAACGCCACAGAGUACGGCCUGGCGUCCGGAGUGUUCACACGGGACGUCAGCAAAGCCCUGUACGUGAGCGAGAAGCUCCAGGCUGGCACUGUGUUCGUGAACACCUACAACAAGACGGACGUGGCAGCACCCUUUGGUGGGUUCAAGCAGUCUGGAUUCGGCAAGGACCUGGGUCAAGAGGCUCUGAACGAGUACCUAAAGACUAAAACAGUAACCAUCGAGUACUGAGAACAGAGAGCCCAGGGACACUCACUCCUAUGAAGACAACAACCUGGAACAACCACAGGUGUCUCUACCGUGAAAAUGACCCGCUGAAGACACAAGACAUGUGUACUGUGACAAACAAUAGCUUAAUCAGAGGCAUUGAAGAAAUCAACUGUGAAACCUAGUCAUUGAAGCUAACUCCCUAUUUCCCUACAUAGCAUGAGACUAAUCACCAGUGUCACCAGGCUGAUUCAUACUUUGGAAAGAUCCCAAACCUUAUAUCAAAUUGAUAUAUCCUAUUGAGUGCCCAUGGUUUUUGCUAAAAAAACAUGUUUCUAUGCAAUCAAAUUGCCUGAAUGAAAAAUAAGACUGCAUAUAACAUAAAUAUGGCGCCUUUAUUUUCAGUAUUUCAGUGCUUUUUUAUUGUAAAGUCUGCGGCAAAAUGUGAACACAAAGCCAACAGUUUUAUUUCUCAUGAAAGCAGAAAACUGAUUUUAUUGUUGUAGUUGGUGGCACAGUUAUCAGUACAUUUAAUACAUAGUUUCAAGCAUCUAUCUACACACUAACUGAAAAAUUGGACCUCAAUGUGUUUUUGAAUAAACGCUAUUUUAACACAA
Messenger RNA from Alosa sapidissima (American shad), 3454 nucleotides. Its product is annotated as cytosolic 10-formyltetrahydrofolate dehydrogenase-like. Gene Ontology annotation, biological process: one-carbon metabolic process; biosynthetic process; 10-formyltetrahydrofolate catabolic process. The record is from RefSeq and is a predicted model, not a curated record. NCBI's taxonomy places the organism in Eukaryota, Metazoa, Chordata, Actinopteri, Clupeiformes, Clupeidae. Gene Ontology annotation, molecular function: aldehyde dehydrogenase (NAD+) activity; formyltetrahydrofolate dehydrogenase activity. The coding region runs from base 153 to 2861 and encodes 902 amino acids. Gene Ontology annotation, cellular component: cytoplasm. The transcript is spliced from 24 exons.